Molecule: messenger RNA, 4054 nt
Organism: Colossoma macropomum (tambaqui)
Lineage: Eukaryota; Metazoa; Chordata; Actinopteri; Characiformes; Serrasalmidae
Gene: dnajc7
Product: DnaJ (Hsp40) homolog, subfamily C, member 7
Exons: 14
Coding region: 43-1515 (490 amino acids)
Molecular function (GO): protein binding
Source: RefSeq, a predicted model, not a curated record
GCGUUCACGCUCCGCGUUCUGUCUCCGCCUCCCCACAGCAAAAUGGCGACCGUUGACUACGACGAGGCUGCGGGACCGGAGAUGGAGCUCAGCGACGAAGAGCUGGAAAGGGAAGCAGAGGGCUACAAAGAGCAAGGCAAUGCUUUUUACAUUAAGAAGGAUUAUUCUGAAGCGUUCAACUACUACACCAAGGCCAUAGAUGUGUGCCCGAAGAACGCCAGUUACUAUGGCAACCGUGCGGCCACUCUAAUGAUGCUGAGCCGCUACAGAGAGGCGCUAGAAGAUUCCCAGCAAGCUGUGCGGCUAGACGACACUUUCAUGAAGGGUCACCUACGGGAGGGCAAGUGCCACCUGUUGCUUGGCAAUGCUAUGGCUGCCAGUCGCUGCUUCCAGAAGGUUCUGGAGCUGGAGCCAGACAACAGCCAGGCUCAACAAGAACUGAAGAACGCAGAGUCAAUUCUGGAGUAUGAGCGAAUGGCUGAGAUUGGUUUCGAAAAGCGAGACUUCAGAAUGGUUGUGUUCUGUAUGGAUCGAGCAUUGGAGUCGGCUUCUGCGUGUCACAGGUUUAAGGUGCUUAAGGCGGAAUGCCUGGCGCUGCUCGGCCGCUACCCAGAAGCCCAGUCUGUCGCCAGUGAUAUCUUGCGGAUGGAUUCCACUAACGGUGAUGCCCUGUAUGUGAGGGGCUUGUGUCUGUAUUAUGAAGACUGCAUCGAUAAAGCUGUGCAGUUUUUCAUUCAGGCACUCCGCAUGGCGCCUGAUCACGAAAAGGCUCGUCUGGCCUGCAGAAAUGCCAAAGCACUGAAGGCUAAGAAAGAAGAGGGAAACAAAGCAUUUAAAGAGGGUAAUUUUGAGGAGGCCUAUGAUCUCUACUCGGAGGCCCUGACCAUUGAUCCUAACAACAUCAAAACCAACGCCAAGCUCUACUGCAACCGGGCCACUGUUGGCUCCAAGUUAAAGAAAUUGGAGCAGGCCAUAGAAGACUGUACAAAGGCUAUUAAACUGGAUGAAUCCUAUAUUAAAGCUUACUUAAGGAGAGCCCAGUGUUACAUGGACACAGAGCAGUAUGAGGAAGCAGUGCGAGACUAUGAGAAGGUCUAUCAGACAGAGAAAACUAAAGAACAUAAACAUCUGCUGAAGACUGCUCAGCUGGAGCUGAAGAAGAGUAAAAGGAAAGAUUAUUAUAAAGUUCUCGGAGUGGACAAAAACGCCACAGAAGAUGAGAUCAAGAAAGCUUACCGCAAACGAGCCCUUAUGCACCAUCCAGACCGUCACAGUGGAGCGAGUGCUGAGGUGCAGAAGGAGGAGGAAAAGAAGUUUAAAGAAGUGGGCGAAGCCUUCACCGUGCUUUCUGACCCCAAGAAGAAAUCGCGCUAUGACAGUGGUCAUGACCUGGAGGAUGAUGACAUGAACAUGGAUUUCGAUGCCAACAACAUCUUCAAAGCGUUCUUCAGCGGCCCUGGCGGAUUCAGUUUCGAAGCAUCUGGACCUGGAAAUUUCUUUUUCCAGUUUGGCUAACUGGGCAUUCUCCAGCAUGUAUGCAGUAGACCCACACGACCACCAGACUACCCCAAAACGGACUCUCCCACCACUCCCACUCUAUACUACUCUGUUCUGUAAUGGACCCUGAGUCCGUGCCAUUGACUUGAUCUGAUGCAACAAGGUGUUUACGGCCAGUAAAUGAUCAUUCUGUAAACAGCCAUUUCGAAAACGACUGCAAAAUGCACCAAUCCUCUCUGAAUAAGACCCCUUCCUUUUGGAUCGCAAGCUUUUUAAUUAGGGUUUGUCAUGAAACCACUGCAGUCUCCACAGUUAUGUUUCAAUAAGUACCUUAAAUAAUGGUCCUCAUUAACUAACCACUUCAACAAACCAAUGGCAUUUGGUUAGUUUGCUCAUGGAACUGUGUAGUUCAAACGUUUUCAUGUGGUGAAUGUAGAAUGCUAUGGUUCAUGGCUACCACAGACUGAAAAAGUCUCACAGCGUUCAUUAUGUCAGAGCAAGAAUCGCACAGGAAAUUAUCUAAACUUUAACUCCCAUCAGCCCCUGCUCCCCAUGCCAUCAAAGCUAAGCUUACACUGCUUGCUUGUAACUUGGGGUCUUGUGAUACCCAAAGGUGGAACUAAGACCAGCAUCACAAGUUUACAAAUGAACAAAUCAAGCAAAGACAUAGUUCUCGGAUUAAAGUGAGCCAUCAUCUCAUUUGUUUUUUCAAUCUCCUCAAAUGCUGUGAUGCUACGUGAAUACACAUACCUGUCCCAUGCCAAAUUAGAAACAGAAAUGAGCCCUGUUUGUUGAAUAUUCUCCCACUGGCUGGGUUAAAUUUACGUAAAAUUUCACUUUUCCACUGUACGGCUUAACUCGACUCAGCUCGCUUUUGGUACCAGCUACUUCAUAGCACCAGGUACCCGAUUUGCCAACUGUACUACUGCAUAUAAGAGUGCAGAGAGUGUGGUGAUCCAGCGCCUCCUAGUGGUCUCUUCUCUCUCUGCAACAUUCAUGUUUCAAUGUUGCCAUUCACCUGUUGCUGCAUUGUACAUUUUACUGGAAUGUAAAGUGUUUCUUUGUGUUGAUAGUUGACAACUGUUUAUUAUUUUUUUUUAAACUAUGAAAUGCAUUACGGUGGCCGACAAGUCCCUGUUCACCGUACAAUUAAAAACACGUUGCAAACUCAAACACAGAAAACUCAUCAAAAUCACUACAAAACGCAAACGUGCUGCAAAUACAGAAAACACUUUAAUUAAAAUGCUGUUACAUCAGAUCUACAUUUUACAGAUGCACAGCAAAUAAAGAAAAUGCAGGCAACUUCAGAAACACUGCAAAGCCAGUCCAAACACCUCGGAAGUGAGCUACAACACAAGGGAAAUGUUUCUGGAAGGCUCAAAGGGGAUAAAAUAUCUGUGAAUGAAAAUCACUGACAAAAGUAGAUACGUUCACAGACACUCACAUCCCAAGUUCAUGGUUAACUUGGCUGGCUAGUUUGCUAUCUGACAUGUCACAGCUGUGCUGUGGUAGUUAAUCUGGUAUUACUAGUUUAACUCUGACAGUUACACUCUAAGUCACAGCUAAUUCCCAUUAUGGUACAGUGUUAGUAGUAAUUUGCUCAAAUAAAAAUUAACUUACUUUCACCGCUGAGUGUUUAUGCUGCAUUGAAUUUAAAAGUCUGAAUGGCUCCGUCCUCUUUGAGUGUCCUCCAGAAAUAGCUCCAUUGUGUGGUGACCGGCUUAUCAGCGUUUCUAAAGUUUGUGUUUUCUGUAUUUGCAGCGUGUUUGUGAAAUGUAGCGUCAGUGUCGUUAUUUUGAUGACAGUGCUUUCUGAGUUUGUAGAGCGUCUAAUGAAUUUACAGCGCGUUUGUAAAGUGCAGCGCCCAUGUUGUUGUCAUUGUGUUGAAAGUGUUUCCUGCAUUUGCAGCUCGUUUUUUGUUUACAGUUUGCUGGGUCUUCUCAGCCACCGUGAUAUAGUCACUUUUUUGAUAUCAAUAUUUAUUGUAAAUUCACAGAGCCAGAUGUGAGCCACUGAGGAGUUCUGAGUGUGGAUGGAUGAUCUUUAGAUGCACCAGGAUCUGUAUGUUUACAGAUGGCAGGGCUGGGGAGAGAUUUUAGUAGCUUUCUGCUUUUCCACCAGGUUGUAACUUGCAACUGGUGAGGUGGGAGCUGGAGCCACUCCGACUGCUUUUGCCCAGGCUGGUUACAGACGGCUCGCUUUCUGUGAAGGGAUCUAGAGCAAAUAGAUGAAGGUAUAACUCAUGGGCCUGGGUGCAGUUCCACACCAUGCCGGUUAAAGGAUAACGUUAGAGCAUUUUUAGAAACUGGAAUUUGGAAAUUUGCUGUACAGGUGUCUCCCCCUGCAUGCUACAUUAAACAUUACCCUGUUUGCCUAAAGCCUCAAGUAUGCUUCAGUUUGACACUAAGCUGCGUUGCCUGUCCUAAGAUCCCUGUGGUGCAGCCAAAAGAUAACAUCCACAUUGGUGUGGCUCAUGCUAAAGGAACAGUCUUGACUAUGGACCGUUUUCAAAUAGCCAUGUAAAUAAAGUUAGUUUUUCUGGUCCCCCCCCCCUUUA